Molecule: messenger RNA, 2571 nt
Organism: Rotaria socialis
Lineage: Eukaryota; Metazoa; Rotifera; Eurotatoria; Philodinida; Philodinidae
Source: the annotation of a GenBank genome assembly
AUGAAACGACAUUUUGAUUCGUCGCCACCUUCAUCGUCAUCUUUAUCAAAUUCGCAAAUCUCUUUAGAUGAAUUUGGACCAACACCGAAACGUCAUCGUAUUUUUAUUUCUUCGCCAAUUUUACCACUAAAUAAUGACACUCAUAUAGAAGCCGACGAUGCAGAAGAAGAAAUAAUUAUUGAUGAUCCUAUAGCUUCACCAGUGACUUUUAAUCUCGCCAGUGAAAAUGAACAUAAUAGUGAUGAUGAUAUUAUCGAAAUUGAACAGGAAAGUUUUAAUAUUUUUGUUGACCAAAAUGAUAAUCAAGUAAUUAUUGUUUCUAAUUCGGAUGAUGAUCAACGCAGCGAUGUUACUCAUGAUAUACCUUCAUCAGUAUCCUCCAUAAUUAAUAUGUCCAUUGCUUCAUUUGAUAUUGAAGAUGUGGAGAUUGUUGAAGGAGAGGUUAAUGUUGAACUUUCAUUAGCACACGAAGAAGAAUACGAACAACAAGUAACUAAUGACGAUUGUCCUGAAUCUCUUGAAAUUCUUACCGAUGUUGAUGAUAAUAUUAGUGAUAAUGAAUUGAUAGAUCUGACAGAAGAUGAAUUUAUUUCAAUUUCUUGUUCAUCAAAUUCAUGUGAGCGUAAAUUAUCUAUUGAUGUACAACAAUGUCCAAUUUGUCUAGAAACGCUAAAUCAUUUACAACGUACAGGUGUUUAUUUAAUAAUUACUCGAUGUCGUCAUGUUAUGUGUACAUUAUGUACUCGUCAAUUAUUAGCUACCUCAUCUCGAUGUCCUCUAUGUCGAGAGAAUAUGGCUCUUGCAGCAAUUCAAGCAUUGUAUGAUGAUGAUGAUGAUGAUGGCAAACACGAUGAGAAAACUAUUGCAGAAGAAGAAAUAAAUGAUCGAAUGGCUGUUAUUAAUGAUCCAACAUUUUCUGUCAUGUCAAAAAUUAAACUUAAUUUGACACCAGCUAUUGCUGUCCGACCAGAAGAUACAAGCAGUUUUCUAGAUAUUAGAACAAGAGAAGUCCAAUACAAUCCUAAAUAUGAAGAUAUGUAUGCACCAGUAUUUGGCCCAUCGAAUCCCAAUUUAACACAACAGCAAAGUAGCCAUAGAAAUACAAUUAAUGGUCAUGUUGAAUCAACUACUUUGAGUGAUUUUCAAUUUGAAAAUCAACGGCGAACAUUUGAUAGUUUUGGUUAUGCAGCUGAUCCCAGCGUUGGAGAACAUCCAACACAGCAGAUUAUUGGUGAUCAAGUUAGUGCUGAAAUAAAUCAAGGCAAAACUAUAUUUGAAACCAGUCGAAAACUUUUGAAUGAAAAAAGAAAAAAAGAAAAGAACAAUGAUUCAAGUGAUGUUGACCGUUAUCAAGGCCCAUGGGCUCCAUAUGUUGAUGAAAUCACUGUAUCACGUCCAUCGGAGGAAGAGCAAAAGGAAAUCGAUGAACAUCUAGCUAAAAGAAAGAAGAUAAAACGACGUAAUUUAGAAGAUCAACAUGCUCCAAUAUCUGCUCGCGAUCCUGAAUCAACAACAUUAAAUAAAGAAGCAGAAGAUCCAUCAUCAUCAACAUUACACAUUAAAGACCCAUAUGAUUAUCAAGGUCGAUCAUAUCUUCAUAUACCACAAGAUGUUGGUGUUAAUCUACGUUCAGAUCAUGGACCCCAACGAUGUUUUAUUCCAAAACAAUGUAUACAUAUAUACAAGGGACAUACAAAAGCUGUACAAAAGAUUCAUUAUUUUCCUGUUUCUGCUCAUCUAUUUCUAACUUGUUCAAUGGAUUGCAAAGUCAAAUUAUGGGAAUUCUAUAAUGAACGUCGUUGUAUUCGAACAUUUUCUGGACAUAGUCAAGCCGUGCGAGAUGUUAGUUUUAAUAAUGCAGGCACAGAAUUUUUAUCAGCAUCAUAUGAUAAAACUGUUAAACUAUGGGAUACAGAAACAGGUCAAGUAAAAAGUAAAUUUCCAAUGCGUAAAAUACCAUAUUGCAUAUCAUUUAAUCCAAGUGAACAUAAACAACAUUUAUUUAUAUGUGGUAUGUCGGACAAGAAAAUUCUUUGUUUUGACAUUCGAAGUGGUCAUGUUGUACAAGAGUAUGAUCGCCAUUUGGGUGCUAUAAAUACAGUUACAUUUGUUGAUCGAAAUCGUCGAAUCGUUUCAACGUCCGAUGACAAAAGUAUACGUGUUUGGGAAUGGAAUAUUCCGGUUGAUUUUAAAUAUAUUGCUGAUCCAACAAUGCAUUCAAUGCCAGCUGUUGCUCAAUCACGAAAUGGUAAAUAUUUAGCGUUUCAAUCUAUGGAUAAUCAAAUUCGAAUUAUGGAACCAUUGGCUAAUUUUCGAUGGAAGAGCAAAAAAAUAUUCAAAGGACAUAUGGUAUCUGGUUACGCAUGUGGCUUAGAUUUUUCACCAGAUAUGUCUUAUUUGAUUAGUGGUGAUGCAGAUGGACGUCUAAUUAUUUGGGAUUGGAAAACAACACGUAUUUUUGAACAAAUUAAAGCUCAUGAUGAUGUAUGCAUUGAUGCUAAAUGGCAUUGGCAUGAAAAGUCAAGGGUUCUUACAGCUGGAUGGGAUAAUGUCGUCAAACUUUGGGACUAA